UGGUGCUCCUCCUUCUUUUUCUCCCACUCUCCGCACCCUCGACGUGGUCGCUGCCGUUCCUUUUCUCAAUUCUCCCUUGUGAUCCCAAACUCUAUUUCUCGCCGACUUCGCGAUCAAACAAAGGCGUGCCGCAGACAAUAGCGUUAACGAAGGGCGCCGCCGCCGCGAUUCAUACUUUUACUCGCCACGUCGUCAGAGGAACACACACACCCCCGACUCGCCGCGGGCGUUGCCAGAGAAGCUGACGCCAUCCCACCCUCCAAAAGGCCAGCCGCUGCACUUGCUGGCACAUCUGGAAAAUAAUAAAGCAAAACUGGACCCCCUCCCCUGCGAAGCGCUUCCAACCAAGUGAGCAGCAUCGGGUGCUGCACUCUGUCCUCGCAACAACCAACCGCCGCCGCCUCACCCCGUCCCUCGCUCCGCCCGCUUCGACGAGGUCACUGAGAACGUUGGUCGCUUCAUCGGCAAGCGGACUGGCGGAUUACGCAGCCGGCUUUGCGUUGCUCACGUUCGCUUCUGGAUCACCAUGUGCCUGUGAGGCCAAGCACUUAAACCCCCCCGACCUUCGUUUUACCAGCGCCUCAGACUCGGCACGUCUGCGACACUGCGCCCGACCGAUUCUAAAGACCGGGCCAGCAGGCGACACGCACCUCUUUCUUCGACACUGCGCCCGGACCCUACAGCUGUCGAGCAAUGGACAAGAUGCUGCAACCACAACCCAGGCGCUCCCUACUGGGGCGGCCGAGGCCGAGAAUAAUCCUCCUCGUCGUCCUCGCCGCCGUCACAACAUGGUUUCUCCUCUUCAGCGGCCCAGCGCCGCAGCUGCAUAUUGUGCCCUACCUCCAUGACCAGACGGGCGCCAAGGGAGCCACAAACCCUGAAAAGCCCUUGAGCGACAACAUGAACGCAGAUUCCCACCACGACGAGCCCACGGGCACCAAGGCCGAGUGGGACAUUGACAUUGAGGACCUCCGCUCUUGGAACGACCCCGACGAUAAGGAGGAUCCCAACGAUACUCUUCCGGGCUUCGAGACGGACGGGACUUCCAGAUCCCCCGGCGACGUUGGUCGGCUGCAGCACGAGAAGGACCUGCGCAAGAUGUGGCGCUACGCUUACAAGACCACGGCCAACCUCAAGUCGUCAAACCUCAUUUACGGCAACACCAUGAAGACAUUGACCCUCAAAGACAACCGCACUGAGACGCAGUCGCGCAUGCUGCGAGAGGACCCCAAGUCCGAAGCUUCAUUCGCUGGCGAGAAGCCCGUGCGCUUCAACCCUUACCCCGACUACAACAGCGACGAAUGGAAGCAGCAGGGCCAUGCAGCUUACGUCCCAUGCAAGAGCGCAACUGGUGAGUUCGUUGAAGAUCUGUUGGUCUUCAAGGGCCGGCCCGAGAAGUGGCCUGCGCCCAAGUUCGGCAGCUACGAGCUUCUCGGCUUCGAUCCCAACAUUUGCUGGGAGCGCGACACGAGGCUAGGCCCAUACGGCUUAAUCGAGCAGCGCAAAAAGGUUGGCGGCGAGUACGAGGCCAUCAAGUGGGACAAUGUCAACUGGGGCGAUCUCCAGCAGCGAUGCCUCAAGCUGAACGCCGACCGCUUUGACAUGACCCGCGCCAAGAAGAACGCAUAUCUCGACGCGUACCCCGAGCUUGCGAAGCCUACGCCCUCGCCGACUCCUGAGGAGCAGAAGAAGGAUGACACCAAGGACAAGCAAGAGACGAAAGCAAAGCCCGACGUCCCCUAUAACGAGAAGCCGCCACCUAAGAUCAAGGGGCGCUCCCCCGCCAAACGCGAAGUCGUUAAGGAGUCGCGGACCGCCAUCCUGCUGCGCUCUUACACAGGCAUGGAAUACAGCGAGAACGACAAGCAAGUCAUCCGGGCCAUGAUUAGCGAGCUCAACCUCAAGACGGGCGGCCAAUACGAAGUGUUCCUGCUCGUCCAGUCCAAGGGCAAGGACGAUCGCAUCUUUGACGACGCCGAGGCGUACCAAAAGGUGCUGCGCGAGAACGUGCCGACCGAGUUCCACGGCAUCACCGUCCUCUGGAACGACGAGCAGGUCUGGAACAUCUAUACCGAGCUCAAGGACCCGAACGAGCGCACCGUGCACACGGCGCAGUGGCUGUCGGUACAAAAGUUCAGCCACGACCACCCGCAGUUUGACUUCAUCUGGAACUGGGAGAUGGACUUCCGCUACACCGGUCACCACUACGACCUGCUCAACAACCUCGAGAGCUUCGCUAAGAAGCAGCCGCGCAAGUACCUCUGGGAGCGAAACGAGCGCUGGUAUAUCCCCGAAUACCACGGAGACUACGACACGACCUUCCGCGACGAUGUCGCCAAGCGACACGGCGACGACACCGUCUGGGGACCCCCAGACCUGCCCUUCAUCAAGGCCGUGGGCCCCAAGCCGCCUGUCCAGUCGUACAAGGACGACAACUACGAGUGGGGCGUCGGCGAGGAGGCUGAUUUCAUCACCGUCGGCCCCAUGUUCGACCCCAUCGACAGCCAGUGGAUUAUCGCCAACCACAUCUGGGGCUACAAGGACGAGAACCACAACUCGACCGAUCUGCCGCGGCGCACCACCAUCGUCACGCAGUCGCGCAUCUCGAAGCGGCUCCUAGACAUCAUGCACGUGGAGAACAUGCGAGGCAAUCAUGUUGCGUCCGAAAUGACGCCGCAGACCGUCGCUCUCCUCCACGGCUUCAAGGCGGUCUUCGCUCCUCACCCCGUCUUCAUGGACCGAGACUGGCGCGGCGAGUUCCUCAACAAGUGGUUCAACCCAGGCCCCAACGGCGAGUGUGGCGGCCGAGGCAGCCCAAUGGGCUGGGGCCGCGAGCGCCGGUACCAAGGCACCACGUGGUACUACCGUGCGGAGCCUCCGAAUCGCCUGUACAACAACUGGAUGGGCUGGAUCGAUACCGGCGUCGGCGGCUCCAGGUGGGAAGAGCAGCACGGGCGGCCUUGCCUGCCGUCAGCCAUGCUGCACCAGGUCAAGAACACGGAGCCUACUGAAGCUGACCACAAGUCAGGCUUCAGCUUGGCUUACGGCUAAACUGGGCUGUCUCGCUGGUCGGACGCUCGACUGUGCCACUUGGCCUCUUUCCGCAUGUGUUGCGUUCUCUUUCUUUCCUUUUUUUUUUUUUUUCAAACGUUACGAACUAUACCGUCCGCAAAAGGAUACCCCUUUUUUCACCCCUUCACCGACAAUCCGAGGCCAACCAAUAGCCGGGAUCUGCCACACACGCCUGUCGACAGGCCGUUUUACCCAGGGGUUCGUUCAACUGUACUAUGAUUGCUGGAAGACUUGAUCGCGGCGCAUGUCAUCACGCAUGGAGGGGAUAUCCAGAGACGGAAAAAUGCACAGCCCGGCGUUAUCUUGUUAGGGUUCUUUGGUACUUCAUGGCAUGUGCGAUUCGUCGCUGGCCGCAUCGCCCGGAGGGGGAGUAGACGCAGCAAGGCAGCCUGCCCCACGGCGCUCGAGCACGGAGCUCGCGCUGAUUCCUUUUUUACAGUUUAUCUUGUCUGAUGUAUAGAGAAUGGCCCACGUGGCCCCACGAAUGCAUGUUGAAGAAAUAAUACCUAAAUGAAUCCACA
Molecule: messenger RNA, 3593 nt
Organism: Purpureocillium takamizusanense
Lineage: Eukaryota; Fungi; Ascomycota; Sordariomycetes; Hypocreales; Ophiocordycipitaceae
Exons: 2
Coding region: 694-3051 (785 amino acids)
Source: RefSeq, a predicted model, not a curated record